Messenger RNA from Spirodela intermedia, 1063 nucleotides. Lineage: Eukaryota; Viridiplantae; Streptophyta; Magnoliopsida; Alismatales; Araceae. The record is from the annotation of a GenBank genome assembly.
AUGGUGUCGUUGAAGUUGCAAAAGCGUUUGGCUGCCAGUGUCCUCAAAUGUGGGAAGGGCAAGGUUUGGCUAGACCCAAAUGAGACAAAUGAAAUUUCCAUGGCCAAUUCAAGUAAGGCUUUUCCUUUUAAAAAAAAAAACUAAAAAAAAUCAUUUUUUCAAAAUCGAUCUGUUUUUUUUCAUGUCUGUUUUUUUAAUAAAAAAGCAUUGCUUUUCAAUCUUUCCUUCUUAUCAUGCUGGACAUAUAUGGAUCUAAUCAAGAAGACGAACCCUAAUUUCUCAUUGUCUGUUUUAAUCGUAUUUGUUUGCACGGAUGAUCUGGAACAUGUGCAUGAUUAUUCAUUCCCUUUGCUCUCGUCCGACGAACAGGGCAGAACAUAAGGAAGCUCGUGAAGGAUGGGUUUGUCAUCAGGAAGCCGACGAAGAUCCACUCCCGUUCUCGGGCCCGGCGAGCCAUGGAGGCGAAGAGGAAGGGGAGGCACUCGGGGUACGGUAAGAGGAAGGGUACCAGGGAGGCGAGGCUCCCCACGAAGAUCCUUUGGAUGAGGAGGAUGAGGGUCCUGCGACGGCUGCUUCGCAAGUACCGGGAGUCGAAGAAGAUCGACAAGCACAUGUACCACGACAUGUACAUGAAGGUGAAGGGUAACGUCUUCAAGAAUAAGCGGGUGCUGAUGGAGAGCAUUCACAAGUCCAAGGCGGAGAAGGCCAGGGAGAAGACCCUGUCUGAUCAGUUCGAGGCAAAGAGGGCGAAGAGCAAGGCUAGCAGGGAGAGGAAGAUCGCUCGAAGGGAAGAGCGUCUGGCCCAGGUACGUCUCUCUCCUCCCCUCCCCCAUCUACCACCCCAGUGCUGCUCUGUGUUGUUGUUCUACGACUUACCGGGGAUGAGCUCAACAGGGCCCCGGGGAGAAGCCAUCGGCUCCUGCGUCUGCGCCGGAAUCAGCCGCGCCUCCUCAGACUGCCGGGUAAGCUAGCUGGGCUCGAUUCCUUUCCUUUUUUAGGUAUGACUGAAUCUGGGUUAAUACUUUUUCUGGUAAGCAGGGCUGGGAAGAAGGGAAAGAAGUAG